ACCCCAGAGAAGAUGAAGGAGAAAAUAGGCAGAAAUCUGCAUAACAAAGUCUCAAGUCUACUAUUAUCACUUUAAAUCCUUGUGGUCAUCUCCAUUAGAUUCUGAAGGAGGAAACUUUGGCCUUUUCACAAUGUUGCUGGCUUUUAGGGAUGCCAUUAGACUCACGACCAAGAAGGUCACAUAUGAAGAAGGCUGCCAAGAUCCUAAUCCUGAUACACUAAAGCUACUAAAAGAGUUGAGCUUGAAGCGCAGGGCAAUUGAAGAAUCACUAAACAGGAGAAGCACCAUUAAAGAGUCAGUUGCAGGUGAAAUGGGAGAAGUUAAUUACCAGGAUCAACAGAGGCUGGAGCAAUAUAUACCUCUCUUAAUGCACUUGUUAGCAUAUACAGAUUCUCAUCCCAAGCCUUCACCUAUACUCUGUUGGAUGUGUGGCUUAAAACUAAAAUGGUCUAGCUCUAUGACUUCAUCUUGUUGCCUAAAAAUCGGUGGUCCAAAGUUCUACCAUAUCUAUAGCUUCCGGUUUGAGCUUGGAAUGAGUUUUUUCCUCUAUGGUGCCGUUCUACGAGAGAGGGGUUUUGCAACCUUAUCAACAGGUGAACUAGUAGAGAGUGCUACGUUGUUUAGGAAAGCUGCAGGAGUUUUUAGUUAUCUUGCUGAGAAAGUACUUCCUCCUCUGAAGUAUUUGUUGCCUGAUGAAAGUCCAGUAGAAGCUACUUCAUCUUUAUCCUCUCUUAUGAGAAUUAUAUGCUUGGCUGAUGCCCAGGCUGUGACUAUCAAGAGAGCUGAGGAGAAGGAAAACAGUCCAUUGCUUUUGUCGAAGCUACAUUAUGGUAUUAGUCAGAUACUAGAUGAAGCAACUUGUAUCAUGAAUGCGAAACCAGGAGAGCUUAGACAUCUAUCAGCGGCGGUUAAGGGAUUAGUUUCCACAUGUAAAGUACUACACGAACUAAGAAGCCAAAGGAGUCUCGCUGAGGAACUGAGGGGCAAUGAAAAAAUUGGAAUAGCAAUUUUAGUUCUUCGCCAUGCCACAGCCAAUCUAAAGAAAGUGAAGACACCAAAGAAUGAGCCAUAUACCUCAAUAUUCAAUGAGGAAGUCAAGGAUGCAUCAGAAAUGUUGAAGAAAUUCGAACAUGAGAAUGAUUUUGUGUGGCAACAGAAAAUCCCUACUGCUCAUUUGUUGCCAUCUCUUCAGGGGAAGAGCAUUGUUACAUCUAUUCCUUAUGAACCUCAAAAGUUGGAAGGCCCGGAACUUUCUAUGUUCGAAUGACAGUAUAUACACUGAGAAGGAUGCGAGAAUUGUAUAGUUAUUUUGAGAUUUUUGGUUUUUGAUGUUAUUUGAUCCUUCAAGCAGUGUGAAGUAGGAUUAACCAGAAGCUGAAUAUUUCUUUACGGGGUCAUUUUGACGUCAAUGUAAA
Molecule: messenger RNA, 1415 nt
Organism: Asparagus officinalis (garden asparagus)
Lineage: Eukaryota; Viridiplantae; Streptophyta; Magnoliopsida; Asparagales; Asparagaceae
Exons: 6
Coding region: 131-1267 (378 amino acids)
Source: RefSeq, a predicted model, not a curated record